Messenger RNA from Sander lucioperca (pikeperch), 798 nucleotides. RefSeq lists its product as uncharacterized. Lineage: Eukaryota; Metazoa; Chordata; Actinopteri; Perciformes; Percidae. Gene Ontology annotation, molecular function: cysteine-type endopeptidase inhibitor activity. Bases 263 to 700 code for a protein of 145 amino acids. The transcript has 5 exons. The record is from RefSeq and is a predicted model, not a curated record.
UCUCUCUCUCUCUCUCUCUCUCUCUCUCUCCUCUUCACUCGCAAUAUUUCUCUCAGCCUGGCUCACUGUUGCUCCGGCAUUCACUAGGUGAAGUCCUAUUUUUUUCAAUAUCAGAAAGUUUGCUGCAAACACUGUAGGACGUCUGCGAGUUGAUUGGUAAGUGGUUCACUUCACUUAAAGUGUCCUGCUCAUCUGAAGCCUUUUUGUGGAGAUCCAUCUUCCACCAGUUUUCCCCUUGUGGCGAGCCCAGCCCGGUUAGAAGAUGUAUCUCCCGCUUGCAGUGGUGAUAUGUCUGUCAGCUAUCCAGCUGUGUUUGGGAGAUCAGCCUGUGGAGGAAGUCGUGACAAAAAAGAAAGUGCCUCUCGUGGGUGGCUGGUUUGAAAGGAAUCCAGAGUCAGAUGAGGUUCAUAAGGCAACUCAACAUGCUGUGGAGAUGUUCAACACACACUCCAAGAGCAAGAAUAUGUUCAAACUGGUCUCCAUCACCACCGCUCAGUCUCAGGUGACCAACGUGAUCAACUUUAAGAUUGAUGCGGUCCUGGGAAAAACCAAGUGUCUCAAGGCUGAAAACCAUGACUUGGACAGCUGCAGUCUGGUGAAAAAGCAUGUGAAGUGCCACUUUGUGACGACUUUCAACCUUCGCAACAACAAAUAUGAGCCGCUGACACACAGGUGCAGGAAACUUGUGGACAACGUUUAAUUUGUUUUAGUUUAGCGCUACAGCUUUGACUACAUUAUUGUAUUUUGAUACAAUGUUUUUUUCUUAACCCAGUCUCAAUAAAAGUUCUUUGGAAAUGA